Messenger RNA from Macrosiphum euphorbiae (potato aphid), 612 nucleotides. Lineage: Eukaryota; Metazoa; Arthropoda; Insecta; Hemiptera; Aphididae. The record is from the annotation of a GenBank genome assembly.
AUGUCUGCCGGUCUCAAACGGAACAUCAACAACAAUGUGGUCGACACCGCCGCCGACCGGAAAUGGAGCCCGGAAGUCCACACGAAAAUAUUCAUACCGCCCAUCGGCGUCACGGAACCCCGACCGAAAUUCACCAAAGCAGAAAUCGGCGCUACGACCACUCAACAAGAGCCGCGGCGGAAGUACGUGACGACGGCGGUCUGCAGCAGCGGAAGUGACAGCAGCGACGGUGGAUGUGCGGGUGGUGGUGGUGCCGUGGGAAGGGGCCGCCGGCAUCCGGUGUCGCGGAGCGGUUCGUGCCGUGGCCAGCCGCAGACGUUGUCGCCCAUGUCGGCCGGGGCGCUGUCGCCCAGCCUGCGGUCGCUCGGCGUGCCGGGCUCGCCUUCCGCGGCCGCGAUGGCCAUCGGCUCGGCGAACCACAACCCGACGAUGUGCGCGUCGGCACACAACCAGCACCGGGACGCGUCGCCGCUCCGGUCGUGGUCGGACGCCGUGUCCGUCCGGUCACUGGCGUCCAUCGGCAUGGGUUCGACGGACGGCCGGAAGCUGACCAUCGCCAAGAUGCCCACGUCGCCCGCGGAACUGCUCAACUUGGCCAGCCCUCAAACGUAA